This is a messenger RNA of Pseudophryne corroboree (corroboree frog), 2084 nucleotides long. RefSeq names its product DnaJ heat shock protein family (Hsp40) member B6 (gene DNAJB6). Gene Ontology annotation, molecular function: Hsp70 protein binding. The record is from RefSeq and is a predicted model, not a curated record. NCBI's taxonomy places the organism in Eukaryota, Metazoa, Chordata, Amphibia, Anura, Myobatrachidae. The transcript is spliced from 10 exons. Bases 540 to 1517 code for a protein of 325 amino acids.
GUACCCCGCCGCGGCGCUGACCUGCCGGCCGGGGGUUAGUACAUCAGGAAAAUGCGGUAAACAGGGAGUUUACCGCAUUUCCGCUUAGUACAUCCGGCCCAAUAUACCCGACACAGUGUAACGGUUAUGGCUAGAACCGAGUUGGGGAAAGGACCUCAUGUGGCUACUAUACAUAUGGCUACUAUAAUGAGAGGACCCUCGGGGGAGAUGCCUGCUGUGCAGAAAGCGCAGUGACAGGGAACCAGCACCUAUUAUACCGUAUGAGGGGCGCCAUCACGGCCGCAGGAGGCCGCUGUCCCGACCACCACCGCCAUUCUAAAUCAAAGCGCAGCGAACCCAGACUUUUCCAGAACCAUCCCCCUCCGUCACCCGAGGCAACGGCACAGGCCGGAAGUGACGUGCCCCCAGACAUCGCGUUAGUAAGGCACGCUUCCGCUGCUGCUGGUCUGUGUUAGCCGCUGCGUCGCAGGCAGCAGAAGAAGAAUACGAGGGGAGCGAUAGCCAACGGGAGAGGUUUCCAAACCCAUUCCUUCUAAAUCAUGGUGGAGUAUUAUGAGGUCUUGGGAGUUCAGAGAAAUUCCUCUGCAGAGGAAAUUAAAAAAGCAUACCGUAGAUUAGCCCUGAAGUGGCAUCCUGAUAAAAAUCCUGACAAUAAAGAUGAAGCGGAGAGGAGGUUUAAAGAAGUUGCUGAGGCUUAUGAAGUCUUGUCAGAUGUCAAGAAGAGAGAUAUCUAUAAUAAAUUCGGAAAAGAGGGAUUAACAGGUGGAGGAGGUGGUGGCGGAGGAAAUCAUUAUGGCCAUCCAUUUGAACAUAACUUUACAUUCAGAAGUCCAGAUGAUGUCUUCAGGGACUUCUUUGGAGGAAGAGAUCCGUUCUCAUUUGACCUAUUUGAUCCUUUUGAUGACUUCUUUGGCAACAGGAGAGGCCACAGAGGAAACCGAAAUAGGCCUGGAGGUUCUUUCCUUACAGGCUUUGGCGGAUUCCCUAGCUUUGGCCCUAGCUUUUCACCAUUUGAUUCAGGUUUUACAUCAUCCUUUGGUUCCCUUGGGCACGGUGGAUUUACUUCCUUCUCCUCCUCUUCGUUUGGUGGCUCAGGAAUGGGCAACUUCAAAUCUGUAUCAACUUCAACCAAAAUGAUAAAUGGCAGGAAAAUUACUACUAAGAGGAUUGUUGAGAACGGACAAGAACGCGUUGAAAUAGAAGAAGAUGGACAGUUAAAGUCCUUAACAAUAAAUGGUGCGAACGAUGAACUGGCCUUUGCAGAGGAAUGCAGACGCCGUGGACAGAAUGCUUUACCGUCAAGCAGUAAGACCUCCAGACCCCACCGACCAGCCGGCCUUUCUAGGCACGGUCACAACUACAUAAGUGAUGAGGAGGAGGAAGAUAGAAUGAGGGGCACAAGCAACUUUGGGGAACCUCACCUUAAUUCAGCAGGACACAAGGAGGGUAGCAAGAGAAAGAGACAGAAGCAUCGAGAGGAACAGAAGAAAGUGAAGUCUUCUAAACCGUACCACUAACCUGGACUCACAAGAUCUACCUCGCGUACACCAGAAAGCACCGCCGGUCCAUGGCCGAAACAUUAACACCUUUGUUUCUGUAUAUAUAUCUUGCUUCUGUUUUUUUUUCAGCUUUAUCACCUUAGUGGACUGAACUAAAUUGUGAUAAAUGCCUAAUGGCUGCAGUCGCCCAUCUUUCUGCACACUGUGAAUGAGUUUCCCUCUGCCAGUACGAUGACCGCUGGUGCUUGGCAGGUGAGCAGCGCUGCGGUCCAGCGCAGGGAAGCGUCAUCACGGCAUGUUGAUUAGAUUCCAGCAACCAUGAAUUUAGUAGAAUGUUUUGUUAUUACCCAACAUUUAAGGGGUUUAAAUUAUAUUGUUAUUGCACUAGAAAUAUUUUAUUUUAUUGUUUAGUGUUACAAACCAGAGGUAUCGCAUCAAUGCUGAGUGAGGGUGUUCAUUUUGGCAGUAGUUCAGGAUUGCCAAUGUUUGUUAAAAAAAAAAAUCAUAGUAACUAAUAAUAAUGAUGAUGAAUAAAAGAAUGUACCCUCCCCUGGAAAUAAAUAUACCGCACUGGUUCUUGUGGAA